Exophiala bonariae is the source of this 1986-nucleotide messenger RNA. RefSeq lists its product as uncharacterized. Gene Ontology annotation, biological process: DNA-templated transcription. Gene Ontology annotation, molecular function: DNA binding; zinc ion binding. The transcript has a single exon. The coding region runs from base 1 to 1986 and encodes 661 amino acids. Lineage: Eukaryota; Fungi; Ascomycota; Eurotiomycetes; Chaetothyriales; Herpotrichiellaceae. The record is from RefSeq and is a predicted model, not a curated record.
AUGCUUGCCAUAAGAGAAAGGUACGCUGUGACGCGGUCGGGCGGCAGACGUGCUCGAACUGCGAAGCCGUGGGAAACAUAUGUCGGUAGGGAUAUAUCCAUCCGAAAGUAUCCCUGGAUCAACAUGUGCUCACCGUUGUUGUUUCUGGUGUUGAGUAGGUUUGAUGUCGUUGAGGCCCUGUCCCGUAAGAACAACGAUCGAAGGCAGGGUCGUAGUCCUGUCACUGCAUCAUUCACUAGUAGCUCCGAGAUCGGUCAAGCGAACCAAAGUGCACCGUCACCAUCACAGACAGGUGCCAUUGUAAAUAUACAUGGGGCCCAACAACGCUCCACGCCAAUACCAGGCUUGGAUCAUGUGUUAGACGCUGCGGCUCAAGAUCAGAGCAACGAAACCCUGGUCGACAAUGGGCUGGUGGAUUUUUACCGGCGUGGCAUCCAUUCGCAAACGUGGACGCUUUUCGACAAACCCUCUGAUGCUCGAAUGUGCUACAUUGGCACUUCGUUGUCGAAUUUGUCCCAACUGGUCAGCGUCGAGAGGUGUGGUGAUGGCAGUGCAUUGCACUAUCCUACUCCUCAGAUCCGCCGCAUUGUCUCAUGGAAGCCAGGGACGGAUCUCCCUAAUUUCCAACACCAGAGCGACCUUACGCAUGACUUGACUUUGUUCCCAGCACAAGAUGUGCGCGACGCCUUAGUCGACGCCUUCUUCACGGAGAUUCAUCCUGGUUUUCCCGUGGUCGACGAGAGUGAAUUCCGUGCGAGCUACAUUGAUAAAGAGUCCCCUCCCCCGCUCUUACUGUACCAAGCUGUCUUACUUGGCGGCGCACGCGUCUGCCAGCACCCCAAGGUAGCAGAGUCUCGGUCCUUCGUUAAAGCAGUUCUUUACCGGCGAGCUAAAACUCUGUGGGAUAUGCGUUUCGAGAAUGAUAGAGUGACUCUAAUUCAGGCCGCGUUAAUUUUCUCGUGGCAUGUAGAGACUGCAGACAAUGUUAGCGCGGGGAGCUACUACUGGAUCUCCGUGGCUUGUGGGAUAGCGUAUGGGUUGGGAAUGCAUAGAAAUCUGACACAAUCCUCGUCCACGGUGAUGCCGCAGCCUGCUAGACACCUGUUCCGGCGGUUGUGGUGGACACUAUUUCAGUCCGCUGUUGCCACCGCACUGGAGCAUGGAAGACCAUUGUUGAUUCAGAUGAAGGAUACUGACCAGCCACCGCUGACGGAAGCAGAUCUCGUCGAAAGCGACGGGUCAGUGAACAGAAACAUCCACCUGGAGUACUGUGUUCAGAAUAGUACGCUCUGUGAAAUAAUUGCCGACAUCAUGAACAUGCAUUCUCCUGGCUCACUGCAAAAGAAUAGUCUCGCGGAAAGGGGCACUCUGGACUGUCGACUGGCUGCCUGGCUUAUGGCUCUUCCGCCCAUGCGUGACUUCUACAUGUUGCAACUUAGUCUACACUACAACACGGCUCUUCUUCACCUUGAUCGCACAACAAUCCAGAUGGUCACCGCGCCAGAUCCCGCUUACUCGUCUAAGCUGUGUGGUACGGCCACCGACUCGAUUGUGAGCAUCUUUGGGUCGAUGAUCCAAGCACAAACCAUUCGCAAAUGUUACAUUACCAGUUUGACAGCAGUAAUGGCAGCGGCGAUUCACGUAACACGCGAAAUGCACCUCGCGAUCCAACAACACAUGACGUUACUCGCUCUGCAAUCCCAGUCUCAGCUUGAAGCCCUUUUCCCCAUCAUGGGAGAAUUGGCUCAGUCCUGGCCGACUGCAAAGGCCAUCCUCAAACUUUUUCAACAUAUCUUGGAGCGAUCCAAAACAGCAAUGGUAGCCCAGUCUGUGAACAACGUCUCCAAUCUUGAUGCUCUACUCACCCCAGACCUGGAAUACCCACCAAUGGACUGGGAUCUGAUUUUCUCCACCCUGCAUCCCGACGAUUCCCUUGAGCACACUGGUCAGGACUGGUCUAACGUUGCUUCUUGGAUACGGAAUUAA